AUGGCUACCCUCGACGUCGAGGCCUUGCUUGAUGCCACUGCUACUAGCAAAAGUGACAUCAAGGAGAAUCGGUCUAAGGAUUCCGAAGAGCGCGGAAAAUCUGACCGAAGUGACCGUAGAGAUCGAGACCGCAGUCCCGGCCGAAGACGCGACCGUAGCACCGACCGUGGACGACGUGACCGCGGUGAAGAUAUCCCAGCCACCCCACGCAGUGAUGCAGGUAGUCACAAGAGUAGGCGCAGAAGCCGGAGUCGUGAUGAUGAGCGUCGACACUCACGUCGUCACAGAGGUGGUGAUGGCGAUUUCUAUCGGAGUGGUGGUCGCGCUCGGGAUCGCUCUCGCUCGCGAUCUCCUCGCCGACAUUAUCGACCAAGAGACGACCAUCGCGAUCGAGAUCGCGUCCGUGAUGACCGGAGUCAUUACAGAAGCCGCGAUGAUGAUAGGCCCCGUGGAGGGCGCACCCCUAAGCGGGAUCCUACUCCCCAACUGACCGAAGAUGAGCGAGAUCGCCGUACCGUAUUCGUUCAACAGCUAGCUGCACGUCUUCGCACCAAAGAGCUUAAAGAGUUUUUCGAGAAAGUCGGUCCCGUUAACGAGGCUCAAAUCGUCAAGGACCGUAUCAGUGGAAGGUCUAAAGGAGUCGGUUACGUUGAAUUUAAAAACGAAGAAUCCGUCACUGCUGCACUUCAGCUCACAGGUCAAAAACUCCUAGGUAUCCCAGUUAUAGUACAGCUUACCGAAGCUGAGAAGAACCGACAAGUUCGUACUACAGAAGGCUCCGGCUCUCACGCAAAUUCGAUUCCGUUCCAUCGUCUAUACGUCGGCAACAUCCACUUCAGUAUUACUGAGCAGGAUUUGCAAAACGUAUUUGAACCCUUCGGCGAACUCGAAUUUGUCCAGCUACAGAAAGAUGAUACUGGCCGUAGUCGUGGCUAUGGGUUUGUACAGUUCCGUGAAGCUGACCAGGCUCGUGAAGCACUCGAGAAAAUGAAUGGAUUUGACCUCGCCGGUCGCCCAAUUCGUGUUGGUCUUGGUAACGAUAAGUUUACUCCUGAAUCAACUGCCAAUAUCCUACAGAGAUUCCAGGGCCAAAACCAACCAUAUCAGGGAUCCGCAUUCUCCGGCGCUGGCGGACGAGGUCCGCAAAACUCUGGAUUUGAUCGCGCAGGAGGUCGUGAUAACGACAAAGCUACUGGUGCUAGCGCAUUGGAUGACACCGAUGUUGCAGGCGUUAAUUUUAACAACUAUAGUCGCGAUGCAUUGAUGAGAAAACUCGCUAGAACCGAUGACACAUCCAACGGAGCCCGCGACGAGAGACAGAUUCUCAAGCCCAAGACAGAAACUAAACCGCUACCUGUGAAUGUCAACAUGGCUAGCCGGUGUGUUGUUCUACACAACAUGUUUGACCCCUCUGAGGAAGAAGGUGAAGCCUGGAUUAAAGAAUUGGAGGAUGACGUUCGACAGGAAGCCGAAGAGAAAUAUGGCCAUGUGGUCCAUAUUGCCCUCGAACCGAACUCGCAAGGCGACAUAUACCUCAAAUUCGACAAGGUCCAGGGAGGCGAAAACGCAAUCAAGGGCCUCAACGGUCGUUAUUUCGGUGGACGCAUGAUUAGCGCCGCGCCUGUUGUGGACGCAGUCUACAGCAGUUUGUUCUCUCGUACCAAGGCUAUUUGA
Hypoxylon fragiforme is the source of this 1674-nucleotide messenger RNA. Its product is annotated as splicing factor, CC1-like protein. NCBI's taxonomy places the organism in Eukaryota, Fungi, Ascomycota, Sordariomycetes, Xylariales, Hypoxylaceae. The transcript has 4 exons. Gene Ontology annotation, molecular function: RNA binding. The record is from RefSeq and is a predicted model, not a curated record. The coding region runs from base 1 to 1674 and encodes 557 amino acids. Gene Ontology annotation, cellular component: nucleus. Gene Ontology annotation, biological process: mRNA processing.